GUGUGUGAUAACCCCACGUUUUCUUCCGCGCCGCGCACAUAUAGAGCGAGAAAGUAGCGUGGUAGUCAUUUCCAUCCCCAGGUGUGACAGGUAGUGUGCGUCAGGCCCGUGUUACCUGGUGGAUCAGUGGACCAGGAGAAUGCAGCGAUUGAGUGCGGUGGCGGUGGUGGUGGUGGCGGUGGUGGUGCUGGGUGGAGGCGGAGGCAGGGUGGAAGCAGCGCAUCGGUCACUUAGACAACUGUUCCCUCAGUCCUCCCCAGAUUGUAGCAACGGGCUCCAGUGCAUCCCCAUCAGGUCGUGCCCGGUGUUCAUCAGUCUAUUGUCGAAACCCUCGCCCGAGGGAAUCAAGAAGCUGCAGCAGAGUCACUGUGGUUUUGCUGACGACGGGAGUCCUUUAACUUGCUGCCCAGAUGGUGACUCCGGGAAACCCACAGAAACAGGCGGUGACUUCAGACCAACCGUGAGCCCUAGCAGACCAAUACAGACGACUCCUAGCCCGCCCAUUCCCGCACCUACACGCCCGCUCACUAGGCCGACCACGCAAGCACCGACAUCUGGUGGUGAGGGUCUGUUGCCGAAGCAGUGUGGGUUGUCCUCCGCUGGUCAGACGAGGAUAUUCUUCGGUGAGGACAGCCCACUAGGAGCGUACCCUUGGAUCGCCCUGCUUGGAUACACCUCGCGGUUCCAGCCUCAGGUGGUGUGGGGCUGCGGCGGGUCCCUCAUCAACUCCCGCUACGUGGUGACUGCCGGCCACUGCACUGCUGAGGAGUUCACGUUCAAUAGAGAUCUGACUGUGAUUCGCCUGGGAGAGCACAACUUAUCCACGGAGAUCGACUGUGAGAGCAGAGGUGGGAGGAGGACCUGCGCGCCGCCCCACCAGACCUUUUCACCCGUUGAGAUCAUCCGCCACUCAGAUUUCAACACCCGAGGGACAGUGAGCGACGAUAUUGCGCUGAUAAGGCUCGAUAAGGAGGUUGAGUUUAAUGCCUUCGUGGGACCCAUCUGCCUCCCGCCGCCCACCACGGACCUCACCAGCUUCCUCGGGGGUCGCCAGGCCUUCGUUGCCGGCUGGGGCGCCACCGAGAGGGGCCCAGACACUCAGAUUCUGCAGCAGGUCCGCAUUCCCUUCGUCACUAGAGAUGAAUGCAACCCUCACUACAACAACGCCCUUCUGCCUGAACAGGUGUGUUUCGGGGGCGACGGGCGACAAGACUCUUGCUUCGGUGACUCAGGGGGUCCCGUGGUGGCACCUGCACCUGGGGGAGGGCCCUUCCUGCUGCUCGCUCUGGUGUCGUUUGGCCAGCCCUCUUGUGGCGUGGAGGGGGUGCCCGCUGUCUACACCUCCACGGCUGCCUACAGGAGUUGGAUUCUGGAGAACAUAAAGCCUUAAAAAAUCUGCUCUCUCUCUCUCUCUCUCUCUCUCUCUCUCUCUCUCUCUCUCUCUCUCUCUGACCUUGCCAAGAUCGAACGUUCCGCCCGCCCCCCUUCCUAUCACCUCCCGCCCCCCACGCAUCCACCCAGAGGAAAGUCCCACGGUGGAAUGACACGGUGGAGGAAGUGACGUCACGGUGGUGGAGGUGGUGGUGGUGGUGGUGAUGGUGAUGGUCCGGUGGCUGUGUUGCUUUUGGAUUGUUGUAGUUAGUUUGUUUGUUUGUUAGUUUGUUAGUAUUAUUAUGUUUGUUCUUCUUCUUCUUCUUCUUCUUCUUCUUUUUAUUAUUAUUAUUAAUAUUAUUAUUAUUAUUAUUAUUAUUAUUAUUAUUAUUAUUAUUAUUAUUAUUAUUAUUUUGAAGGUUUGUUUUGGUUUGUUUUAGUGUGUGUGUGUGUGUGUGUGUGUGUGUGUGUGUGUGUGUGUGCGAGAGAGAGAGAGAGAGAGAGAGAGAGAGAGAGAGAGAGAGAGAGAGAGAGAGAGAGAGAGAGAGAGAGAGAGAGA
Scylla paramamosain (green mud crab) is the source of this 1930-nucleotide messenger RNA. Its product is annotated as phenoloxidase-activating factor 1-like. The coding region runs from base 140 to 1390 and encodes 416 amino acids. The record is from RefSeq and is a predicted model, not a curated record. Lineage: Eukaryota; Metazoa; Arthropoda; Malacostraca; Decapoda; Portunidae. Gene Ontology annotation, biological process: proteolysis. The transcript has 9 exons. Gene Ontology annotation, molecular function: serine-type endopeptidase activity.